AUGGCAACACAAGUUUAUCCUUUUUUGCUUGAAAAUGAGCUCACUGCCAUCUUCAUUGACACUUUAGAUGCCCCAUUCAUGUUAGAUACAUGUAGACGAUUGAAAGAGAAGAAAUCCUACAUGUUAUAUACCACUGUAGGUUGUUUUGGGGUUUCUGCAUUGAGUGAUCUUGUGAAAGAGGUGGAUGCAAUCCAGUCUUGUGGAGGACAGAUGACAGCUGAUGGAAGACGUUUUCGAACAGGUGGUGGGAUAUUAUUGAAUACCAUGAAAACAAGAGAACCGGUGGCCUAUAUAGAGAUAAUGAAAAGAGCAAAGGAAUUUGAGCGCUGCAUAUCUGAUCCUCUCUUGCAGAAGCAAUUCAGGAAACAAAAUGUUUGGCGAGAACCGGAGCAAAACAAUGAGGGUUCCUCUCAAAGGUCUGACUUCGCUUUCAUUGAUGAGGCGCCAGCCAGUGUACCUGAUGGUUCUCAAAAUGAGCUUGCAUCUCAAUAUCAGCACGAACAGUCUAGUGCUGAUGAGAAACGCAAAUCUGUGCAUGAGUGGAUCAGGGUACCUGUUUCAUACGACGACUUGCUUGGAGAUGAUCUGAAAAAUGAAGCAUGAUUUCUGAACGCAGGGACCAACCUUGGCAGCAAUUUUGCACUCGGCUGUGUGGGGAUACAAAAAUACCCUUUACGACUUUGACAGGAUCGUUUUCUAGUUUUUGAAAGGAAAGUUUGCAUAGGCUGUCCGUUUUUAACUUGCAACUGUGUACUUCUUGAACAUAGAAUGUCCUCUCUUCUUCCUCAAUUUAAAAAGAACUAUUUAAUCUUA
Messenger RNA from Populus trichocarpa (black cottonwood), 813 nucleotides. RefSeq lists its product as uncharacterized. The record is from RefSeq and is a predicted model, not a curated record. NCBI's taxonomy places the organism in Eukaryota, Viridiplantae, Streptophyta, Magnoliopsida, Malpighiales, Salicaceae. Bases 1 to 603 code for a protein of 200 amino acids. Gene Ontology annotation, biological process: snRNA export from nucleus. The transcript has 4 exons.